Messenger RNA from Heterobasidion irregulare TC 32-1, 3214 nucleotides. RefSeq lists its product as uncharacterized. The transcript has a single exon. The record is from RefSeq and is a predicted model, not a curated record. Lineage: Eukaryota; Fungi; Basidiomycota; Agaricomycetes; Russulales; Bondarzewiaceae. Bases 136 to 2958 code for a protein of 940 amino acids.
GAAGCUGCGGAGGGCUCCACCGUACGUGCUCUCCCUCCUAUUUGAGAUUGCGGCACGGCUUCUGAACGACCGUCCCUCUAGUCACGAGCGCGCAAACGCUGCUCCAGUGUCCCUCGGGAAGCCUAUCGCCUGUCCAUGCUCUCAGAAUCCUCGCCGCCCACCAGCCCGCUCUUUUCAAACCACAGUCGCUCCCACCCUAUGCCCCCUUACACUUCAUUCCGCGAUGCGCGACAGCGCGUCCGCGACUCCAUCAUGUCCGGGACCUCGUCCUCAAUCUAUCCGUUCUCCGUCUCUACCACUUCGGGGACAGAUUCGCCCCCCUCUCCACGCUCGCUGGUCGACCUUUUCCCAGACCACCGCAUCGCUUCGGUUGACCCCGACGAGUCAGGCGACGACUACAGGAGCUUCAACGUCGACGAUGUCUCCUAUCGCCUCCGUCUCCUCAUGAACAAUAGCUACUUUCUGCCGCCGGCACACUCGAAGCCGAAGCCCUCCGACCUCGCACCCAUGUCUGCAGCCCUGCCAAAGAAACAGAGCAAAUCCUCCGCGCCUGCAUUCUUCGACCUCUUCCGUGUUGGAAAGGCUCGAUCGAAGCCGGGAUCUCCGCUGGCGACGUCGGCGGAAGAUCGCACGCCUGUCCUCAGGACGACGUCCGAUUCCAUUACUGCUUCAGGGUGGACUGCACGUCCCCACGCAUACACGCUGCCGCACUCGCCUGCCUCGGCCCUCGUCCGGCCGCAGGAGCGUGUCACAAGGGUCGCCGUCGUCCGCGAAAAAAUGGACGAUCUCGUGGUCGCGGCCAGGCAGGCAGAGCAGGAGAUCAAGUCGCGUGGGGAAGGGCGCAGGUCGGGGGAGAUGCAGCGAGAUAAGGCGGACGUCAGCGACGACGUCAUCGAUCCGACCGACUCUGUAGACGUGCCGCCGCCCUCUGCUGAUUCUCCCUUCGCGGUCCAGGCGUCGAAUGUGCACGGAUUGGGCAUAGAGGACUCUGUAGGCGCGGCGCUCCUGGCCGAGCGCUUGCCUCCCGCGAGCCCGGGGAUCUGGUCCACCGACACCGACGACGACUGGCGCAAGGCACUUUUGCACGCAGCCGUGGGCCACUCGCUCAACUCCCCGGGCACAUCCUCCAUGCUUGCGUCGCCCGCUUUAUCGACGCCUCCUAGAUCCUCGACGGGUAGCGCCGAUCGGGCAUACAUUCAACCGGCAGUGACGGGCACGCCGAGGCGCAAUUUGGAGCAGAGGAUCGUUGAGCCAGAAGCCUUAGUUCAAGCCACCGGUACUGACAGCCGACCCUCUACGGCGGGCAGAAAUUCUCGCCGGCCUCCGAUCCCAAAGGAGGCCCGCUCUUUCCUGGCCCAAGGCAGAAACGACGUUCCAAGACGCGCGGAGACCCCGUCGGCCCCCGCUCACCCGCUUGCCCCUCCCCCACGCAAGCAGAUCAUCAACCCCAUCUACUCACUUUCUCAGUCGGAUUUACCCUACACGAGCGAGGAGCACAUUGGAGUGUCCAGCAGAUCUUCCUCCGCUUCGCGCGGGGUUCGCCAGGUGGUGUCCUCUCCUACGCUUCAUCAUUUGCACGAAAUGGGUCUCCGGGCGGGAAGAAGCGUAGUGAGCCCGCCGCUUCCAUCAUGGCACCCUUUGGGCGAAGACCGCAUUUCACCUCCGUCGAGAGAGCCACGUGCCUUACCCCAUACCAUGCAUCGUGUCAUCAACAGUUUGACGAGCGGGUCUCAUUACUCAAGCGACGAGCGCGAUGUCAUGUCUGAACAGAAGCAGUCUGAAGACGGCACUGUCCCGAGGACUUCUUUCGCGAGCACCUUGCCCAGUCGGCCUUCCCUGUCAGAGUACUCCCAACCUUCCCCUACCGUGUCCGCAUUUCAAGACGCUCUCUUUGAGUCUGAGCAUCUCCCUCCCCCCAUGCCACGCUAUGCAAUCAAUGUCACGACUGCGAUGAACAGUCCGUCAGCAUCCAGUGCAACCUCUGUCCAGCAAACGCUUCGUCAAGUCAACAUGAGCCCGCCUCCUCGCGCCUCUUCAUCCCUCAGCGCUACGAUCCUUUCUCCACCUCCACGUACCAUGUCGCAGCGCGCAAGGUCGCAGCUGUCCUCGUCUCCCCGUCCAUCGUUUACGUCGUCAGAUCCCGGGCACUCCGCGUACGCUUCUGCGCCUGAGUCUAUCGAGAUCCAUGCCCCGGAGCCCAUAACUCCUCCCUUUCCUACUCCUUCUCGACAGUUCCUUAUCGCGGAACGCCGGGGCAACACCAUCCCCACGACGUUGCACAUCCCGACGUCGCCGAUACCACAGUCAAUACGCAGCGCGCCACCCACCGACUCCUCGAUCGAUUUCUUCGACCACAUCCAGACGCACCCCAACGCGAUGGAUGAUCUAGACGACAGCUCGGAGUCGGAGUUUUCAGACGAUGGGAUCGCCGCGCCAUCGGUGUAUUCCAGCGCGCACGGGCAUACCGGCGUUGGCGUCGACACCGCCAACCUGAUGCCGCCGUUACCUGCACAGACGUCGAUCAUGCGGCUCGGCAACCAUUCGACGCCGUACGUCUCGUCCUCGGCCUCGUCGAUGGUGAACUCGCCCAUGCCUCGGUCUCCUGCGCGGACCUUCGACCUGGAGGAGCGGCGUCCGGUGGGGAACAUCCCACCACGCACGCCGUACUUCAAGCGGAUGAAGGGCGAGCAGGGCGUCUCGAACCUCGAUCUCCAUCAGCUCUCUCGUUCGGUGACCCCACCCCUACCCACCGCCUCGGCCGCUGUCCCGGCGAGGCCGUCCACGUCCGCUGCGACUACCUCCAAGCGCCCUGCGACGUCGCCAGGCAGGGCGUCUAGGAGCGAGCGAGAGACCGAGUCGUUGAAACGGCUCGAUGGGCUGUUGAUUCAGCACAUGGAGGCAGAGCGGGACAGGCUGAUCCGGAUCGCGAGGACAGCAAAGGUGACGGCACGGACGUGACGCUGUAGCGGGUCAGGUCUGGACAGAUUAAAUUGGCAACAGGUCCAACACACGACACACGCAGUUGACGCGCCCUGCCUGACCUGCCCGGCUUUGUAGAUUUUUAAGCAUUUAUAUUCCUUAUUAUUUCGUAUAUACCCCGCUCGUAUGAUCUUUCUGUUUCUCCUCCUCUCCAUCUUACCCUCGACUUUUGAAUCGUGCAUGUCCAGUAUCCCACUACCCCCAUGGCGCCGUUAAUGAACCCGCUUCUUCAUCU